Linum trigynum is the source of this 5160-nucleotide messenger RNA. Lineage: Eukaryota; Viridiplantae; Streptophyta; Magnoliopsida; Malpighiales; Linaceae. The record is from the annotation of a GenBank genome assembly.
GACAAUUUGUGGGGUAAACAGUGGAAGCCACUUUCUCCUUCGUAGAGGCGUUUGUUUCCUUUAAUUUCAGAAACCAUAGAUUAAUAGCAGUUGCAGGUGCAAUUAAAAUUGCCAGCAGGUAUAGAAUAGAAUGACUGAACUUUGCAAUUGAUGUGAUCCACCACUUGAGUCAUGCUUUGCUUAUGCUAUUCCCUCCUCCCUCUUCUUAAUUUUCUGCUCAUGAUUAUGAGCAGAUAAUGAACUCUCCCACCUAGUGAAAAUUUUGGAACUUAAGCCUUUAUGUGUUUGACGCAAAUCUUCAUUGGCCUAUUCAAUAGACUACAGAACUAAGAAUGUCCUAUUUAAUGGAAGAGGCUUCUAGAAACCAAAUUUCUGCGUAGUUGUUCUGGCACAAUUUCUUCUUUUUCCCAGGUUUAAGAUUGAUCAGUUCUUUUACAAUAAACCUGAUUUAGGUUCGCCUUAAUGAUUUACCUAUACUUCUUGGUGUUGUUGGUUCGUCGCUUUUAGAUAUAGCCGUAUAGGUCAUUGGAUGUUCAAGAUUUGUUUUCUCCUGAAGAAUGGCAAGAUUGCAGAUGUAUUUGUUGUUUUGUUCUGCAUGUCAACUAACUAUUUAUGAAUGUUGGAGAUUAGGAUGGGGUCAUUAUUUAUAGAUGAAGAUGGCCCUGAACUGAUUCCUUCUCCAAUUAUGCGCUUUAUCAGAAUUAUUAUCACAUUAUCGACUAAAUGAUCUUUUUAUCUAUCCAACCGAGACACAUAAGCGGAAUUUUGAAAAAGAAAAGAUGUAGAAUUAGGAGACUGGAAUCAUUAGGUUGUCUGUUCUUGGGAAUGAACAGUAUGUUUUAAGGUCUGAUGCAAGACUGGUCACAAUGGAUUAAUGGUGGGAGCACCAUCGCAUAUACGUGUUUAAUCCUAUAUGGUGAUAAGUGCAUACAUCUUUAGUUAAAAUAUUCACCAUUCCUUCUGGGAUUUGGACAGAUUUGUAUUUUUCUUUCUUUAGAGUAACCACAUCUGGAAUAGUGAGUCUGAAACCAACCAAAAGGAGAAAGACCUAAUCAAUUUGCUAAUGCAGUUGGAGAUCCAUUGGCCAUCAUAAAAAGUGGCUUCACUUUCUGAGAGAGGGUGGUUGUUGUGCCAUUAUCUGGUGGCAAAUGUGUCAAACAUGGUGGAUAGAUGUCUAUACAUGCAAACUAGAGAUUUACUUGGCUAUAACGCAUGAAUAUAUAAGAGUAGUAUGGUUUUAUUGUGUGUGGCUCCUGUAUAAAAGUUAUCCAUAUGCAUGAUAGAAGUCAUUGAACGCAGGGGAACCAUCAGAUGGGCACCUGUAAAGGCUUCAUUCAUUGGUGAUUCGGUGAUUGUUGGACUUAGAUGUAUAUUUGGAAAAUGGGAUGAGGAAAAAACAAGAAAAAGAGAGGAAGAGAAGCAAGUAUAUUAUAAAUGGAACAUCUGAGAGAUGUUGUCCAUCUCAUUAUCGACUACAUUGUUGGAUCCAAGUCAUUGUUCAACGACAACCUGUAUUUCCUUUCCUACCUUUCGCCAUCUAGGGAGGAGGGGGGUACAUCACCAGAUUCAAUAGUCACAAACUACAAGGUUCGCCACAAAACUUCAACUUUCUACUUUGUGAUGAUGAGAUUCCUAAAACGGUGGUCUUUUUCUUUUUUAUUAUUCCACCACUAAUUUGGUAUGGGAAUAUGUACCACAGCGUCAUUUCCACUUUGCCACUUUUAUGACAUGACUGUGUUCAGUGUGUUGUGAUUAGCAGCAAAAAUAUUGUCAGUGUGCAGAAUGUUAGAACACCCUCUCUGACCAUGGGUUACCCUUUCAUGCAAUUUGUGGACGUUUUUGUCCUGUAUUGCUGACCUUGUAACAGGAGUCCAAUUUAAAUAUUUUGCCCCUACUCCUAUUAUAGAAUAGUGUUGCGGACCCUACAUAGUUUCAGGCAGUUUUCUAUUGGUUAGAAGUUCCAUAGACAAAUCGCUUCAAACUCCUCUAUGACCCACUUGUCUGCAAAAUUGUGGAAGAUCAACAAUCCCUACUAUUCCCUCUUACGUGCAGGAACAAACAAUGACUAUUUAUACUGGAUUUGUUAGUAAUUCCUGGUUAUUUCAUUUGAUGAGAACAAAAGAAGGAUGACCUUGGGUUAUACCAAGUCUCAAGCCAAGUGGAUGCCAUUUUGAACAAUUUUAUAUUGAAGAGAUGUUCCGGUCACUUUGAAGCUAAAGAAAUAUGGAUUUGUUACUAAUGCUUCUCUAGUUUGAUAUGAAUGGGCUUAAGCUCUUUAUUGUUGUCAUUAUCUUGAUCUCAAAACCCUGUCAUCUAGAUUAGCUACAUCUUUUAAGAGUGCUGAUAAUACAGGUAACACUAAACAAAAUAUUCUGUUCACCAUGUUAUGUGGUUUAUGUUGCUAACAGCAGUCAUUAUCACUUAUUUCCCUUGAACAUUUCCUUUUCAUUGACAAGACAGCUUGAUAGAGUUCAUAUCGUAUGACAGUUUGUUCUUUGUGUAAAAUGGAUUAUGCGCUCAUAUUUCAUGACAGUUUGUUCUUUCUGUAACAUGGAUUAUGCACUCAUAUUCCAUACUCUAGGCUAGUUGAUCAGCUUGAUGGAGAGGGGCUGGGGGCUCGUGCGAAUUAGAUGAUGUAUUUGCAUCCAGGUAUAUUUUUAAGAUAACAUGUAGAUAAAGUCUACCAGAGAGAACAUUUGGCAUAGUGGAUGGGAGAAAACAGGUAGGCAAUGAACCAUAUGGUGUAUGAAAAUCAUACACAAAAGUAGUCAAAGGCAAAUCAAAUCUAUUUGAAUAUAUGCAGAUUGUUAGCCACUACUGUGAUGGUUAUCCUAUCAACAUGUAUUGAUUCUCCCUCUUCAAUCAGCAAUAUUUCAUUUUCCCAGAAAAAAAAAAUAGUCUGACUAGUCUGCUUAAGAAUACAAAUCACAGACUACAACUGCAUCAUAAUUUUUUCUGGUGAAAUGAGUGCCAAUGCCUCUUUACAACUGCAUAUUUAUUCACAAAUUCUUGCCUAAUUUAUUCUCAUUGAGCCAGGAACAUAACUAAUGAUUGUUAAAAUUGGAUGUCUGAUAGAUAGGAAAUGGUUUUUCUGAAGAUGGAUUGGAUAUACUGUAGGAAGUUGUAUAUUUUACUUCUACUAACAACCCACUCAUGAGUGGGACAUCCACAGACCCUGAGCAUGCAAGAAAGCUCUAGAACAGUUGUAAUGUGCCAUGUCACAAGCUACAAGGUUUGCUAAACUGAUAAAAAUUCACCAUGCCACAUAGGACCACUGACCCACACCUAGCUUUUUUCUUCCUCUCAAGUAGUAUAAAUAGGGCAUGCUUCUUUCUUUGAUUCAUCAUCUUUCUCUUCUGUAAGCUUUAUCUGCAAGAAGCUCACAUCUCCAAUAUGGAUUUUGUACCUAAACUGGCACCUUUCCUGUCUUCAUUUCUCAUUUCUCUUGUAUAUCUGGUGCCUCUUUUCAGUGCCAGACAAGGGCAGUAUGUUAUUGAGAAGAGACUGAACACAUUGGUCAAUGAUCAUCUUGUGACUAAUUUACCUAACCAGCCAGAAGUGGACUUCCGCCACUAUGCUGGAUUUCUUACUGUGAAUGAAACAAGUGGGAGGGCUCUGUUUUACUGGUUCUAUGAGGCAGCCACCCGUCCUGAUGAAAAACCUUUAGUUCUCUGGCUUAAUGGAGGUCCAGGAUGCUCUUCUGUGGGAUAUGGAGCAACUCAAGAGAUUGGCCCUUUUAUAGUGGAUGCUAAUGGAAAUGGAAUUAAGUAUAAUCCUGACUCAUGGAAUAGAGAGGCCAACAUGCUAUUCCUGGAAUCCCCAGUUGGAGUUGGAUUUUCAUAUUCAAAUACAAGUACAGAUUAUAAUAUCCUGGGAGAUGAAUUUACAGCAAAUGAUGCCUAUGCCUUCCUGCAUAAAUGGUUUCUCAAGUUUCCAUCGUACAGAACUCGGAUGUUCUACAUAGCAGGGGAGAGCUACGCGGGAAAAUACAUCCCGGAGCUUGCUGAGUUUAUAAUUGACAGGAACAAGGAUGCUUCACUUCAUAUAAACCUCAGGGGUAUUUUGAUGGGUAAUCCCGAAACAAACGAUGCCGAAGACUGGAGAGGUAUGGUAGAUUACGCGUGGAGCCAUGCCGUGAUCUCAGACGAAACCCACAAAGUAAUCGGCCUGAGCUGCAACUUCAGCAGCGAUGACACUUGGAGCAACAACGACUGCAGUGAUUCUGUCGACGAAUUGCUGAGACAGUACAAGGAGAUCGAUAUCUACAGCCUCUACACCUCGGUCUGUGCAAGGAAUUCCGCUAGCUCGGAUCAGAAAUCCACCCAAGUUAUGUUCACACGUGCUUCAAAAAUGAUGCCGAGAAUAAUGGGUGGGUAUGAUCCAUGUCUGGAUGAAUAUGCUAAGGCUUUCUACAACAGGCUCGAUGUCCAGAAGGCCCUCCAUGUGAGCGAUGGCCACCAUCUCAGGAACUGGAGCAUCUGCAAUGAGACGAUAUUCAAUGAGUGGAAGUACUCCAAGCCAUCCGUCCUUCCUAUCUACACAAAGCUGAUUGGAGCAGGAAUCAGGAUCUGGGUCUACAGCGGGGACACGGAUGGGAGGGUACCUGUGCUGUCGACUCGAUACAGCAUAAGCUCGCUGGGGCUGAAGAUAACCAAGUCAUGGAGGCCAUGGUACCACCAAAGGCAAGUCAGUGGGUGGUUUCAGGAGUAUGAAGGCCUGACAUUUGCCACAUUCAGAGGUGCAGGCCAUGCCGUCCCUAUCUUCAAACCCAGCGACUCCCUCGCCUUCUUCUCUGCCUUUCUGCUCGGCGAUGCUCCACCUUCUGCCCGAUGAACCCUACCUACAACCCAGAAAGGAGAGGAUACUACUAAUUAUUAGUUUGCAUUAUGAUAUAUCAUUGCAGAGUUCCCUUUUCUGAUUGUUCCCCUUCUUUCCUUUCCCUUUCCAGCCACCAGCCUAAAAGGUUUUUGCUUUGCAGAGUAUGUGAUAGAAAAGCAAGGGAAUGUAGUAAUACUCUUACUAGUAGUAGCUUUUAUUGGAGCGUGUAAAUAAACGCCCCAAUAAUAUUGCAGAUUGCUCCAAAAAGGAUGUUGGACUUUUCGAACCCGUAGUAUUGGGGCCUAAAAAGCCCAGCUGGAAGAAUGAAUAGUAUUGCAAUGA